Messenger RNA from Caenorhabditis sp. 36 PRJEB53466, 1223 nucleotides. NCBI's taxonomy places the organism in Eukaryota, Metazoa, Nematoda, Chromadorea, Rhabditida, Rhabditidae. The record is from the annotation of a GenBank genome assembly.
AUGAAAGUGACGAAUAUCACAUCUGAGGACGGAGUCAAAGACUUCGAAACUGUGGACAUUGAACCGGAGGAGACCGAGUACCUCGAGGUGAACCGGCCGUCCCGUUUUCAGAAUGAACCCUCCGUUUUCAGCUUCCGGCCGAUGCGAAGCAUGUCGACCUGACACGUCAUCGCCUCAAGGAAAUCGGAGAUUACUCGUGGCUGACGGAGGUCGAGUUCUUCUCGUUCCGUUGGAAUCUCCUGAAGAAGAUCGAGAAUCUGGACAAGCUGACGACGUUGAAGCAUCUGGAGUUCUAUGACAAUCUGAUCACCAAAGUGGAGAACCUGGACACCCUCGUCAACUUGGAAAUCCUGGAUCUCUCCUUCAAUCGCAUCUCGAAGAUCGAGAAUCUGGAGAAGUUGACCAAGCUGAAGCAGCUCUUUUUUGUUCACAACAAAAUAGAGAAGAUCGAAGGAUUGGAGGCGUUGACGGAGUUGGAGUACCUCGAGUUGGGAGACAAUCGGAUCGCGAAGAUUGAGAAUCUGGAGAACAAUCUCAAGUUGGACAGACUCUUCCUCGGCGUCAACCAGAUCCGCCGCAUCGAGAACGUCGGCCAUCUGAAGCAGUUGACUGUGCUCAGUGUGCCCUCCAACGCGAUCACUACCGUCGAUGUAAGAAUUAUUGAAAAUGUUCUCAUUCGCAAUCCCUUUUUGCAGAACGUCUCCGAGCUGACCAAUCUGAAAGAGCUCUACUUGGCUCAAAACGGAAUCAAGUACUUCUGCGGACUGGGCGAGAAUCUGCCGCUCGAGGUUCUCGACAUGAACCAGAAUCGUCUGGAAAAGGUGGAGAACGUCCGCCAACUGACUGCUCUAACUGACUUCUGGGCCAGAGGAAACAAGGUUAACAACUUCAAUCGGUUUACAACUCAGUGAGGAUUCUUUACAGCUGUCGGAUUGGAGUAUCCUCGACGAACUGGUCGAUCUUCCGCAGCUCAGCAUCGUCUAUUUGGACGGAAAUCCGUUCGCCGAAGCGGACACUUACCGCGGAAAAGUUGUCCGUCUCCUUCCGCAGAUCGAUCGCCUGGACGGAAGUCAGUGCCGCGAUGUAAGAUUAUUCCGGCACUUUCCAUCUAGCGAACAUGAUCUGUUCAGAAAUCGAUGCUUCGUGCUCCGAAGACCGAUAAUGUGACUGCCGAGGUGGAAUUCGAGAAAUCGGAAGACAACGAGAAGACCGAGGCGAUUUGA